Drosophila nasuta is the source of this 483-nucleotide messenger RNA. It is a transcript of the gene ND-B15, whose product is annotated as NADH dehydrogenase (ubiquinone) B15 subunit. The record is from RefSeq and is a predicted model, not a curated record. Bases 74 to 415 code for a protein of 113 amino acids. The transcript has 2 exons. Gene Ontology annotation, cellular component: respiratory chain complex I; mitochondrion. NCBI's taxonomy places the organism in Eukaryota, Metazoa, Arthropoda, Insecta, Diptera, Drosophilidae.
GUCAGCUGUUUCAGCGUUUUGCUUUUGUUGCUUGAGAACUCGAAAGUGGGAAUUUCGCAGCAAAAUCAAAAAUAUGGUUUUAACCAAAGAAGAGGAGGCGUUCAUCAAGCGCAAGCAUGAGCACACACUCAAGCUGCGCAACGAAUACCUGAAGCAGAGCUCGAAUCCCUUUCGCCAUGCCACCGGUGAAGGCGGCACUGUGUUCGAUGCGGGCUUAGCGCGCUUCCAGGCUAUGCGUGUGUCCAACUAUGAGCAUUUCCGACCCACUGGCCACUCUUUCCGCAUGGGUCUCUUUGCCGUCGUGCUGCCCAUCGCUGUCUACGCUUGGGCGCUAAAGAGCGAGCGAGAUGCACGCGAGGAGAAAUACCGUUCGGGACAGGUUGCGUACAAGGAUCGUCAGUUCAAGUUUAUUUAAGUGUACAAAUUAUUUCUUUUUUGCAACGUGUGAAAAUUAAACGCAAUAUCGUAACGAAUUAAAAUAGA